Messenger RNA from Sabethes cyaneus, 4010 nucleotides. It is a transcript of the gene mor, whose product is annotated as SWI/SNF complex subunit SMARCC1. The transcript is spliced from 8 exons. The coding region runs from base 57 to 3575 and encodes 1172 amino acids. Lineage: Eukaryota; Metazoa; Arthropoda; Insecta; Diptera; Culicidae. Gene Ontology annotation, cellular component: SWI/SNF complex. Gene Ontology annotation, biological process: positive regulation of DNA-templated transcription. The record is from RefSeq and is a predicted model, not a curated record. Gene Ontology annotation, molecular function: histone binding; DNA binding.
CUGUGCGUGUCAAGUAGUUUGGUUUUGUCGCAGAAAAAGUGAAAAUAUUCCCUGAAAUGGUUACGCUUGGGCCCAAAAAGGAUGGAGGCCCGAACGCCGAGUUCUUCACGGCUCCGGAAUCAUUGCAAGGAUUCGAAACGGUGCGACAAUGGUUGCAGAAAAACUGCAAAAAGUAUUUGGCACCGGAUCCGCCCACCAAAGAGUCAUUGGCGCAUUUAAUCGUACAGUUUGUUCAGUAUCAAGAAACGAAAUUGGGCAAGAAUUCUCAAGAACCGCCAACAACUCGUCUGCCGAUGCGUUGUUUUAUGGAUUUUAAGCCCGGGGGCUCGUUGUGUCACAUCCUUGCCACUAUGUACCGGUAUAAAGCGGAGCAGCGCUGGCGCAAGUUUGAUUUUACAGUAAACAAGAACCCAAUGCGAAAGGACCCCGUAAUACAGAUGCUGCUGGACAUGGAAACGGCUCUGAUCGAAGCCGAAUGCAUGAGGCUUCCGAUCGUGUACAUCCGACCGGAGGUGGAUAAGGCAACCGCGAAUCGUAUCACCGACAUUGUCACCAACCAUCAGGGAGAGAUGACACCGGAUGAGGAGGAAGCGACCCAUAUCGUUUAUCCAGCUGUUGACCCGCUGCCGGAGGACUACGCACGACCUACGUUCCGCCGUGAUAAGCACGUUAUGAUCCACUGGUACUAUUUUCCGGAGUCGUACGAUACAUGGGUGCCGAACACGUUCGAUUUACCGGAUAACGUGCCGGAUUGUCCGCAAUCACCCGGUGACCGUUGGCGUGUUUCUGCUUCCUGGAUCACCGAUCUGGAAGAGUACAACGAAUGGAUGGCUGAGGAAGACUACGAGGUCGAUGAAGCGGGUCGCAAGAAGAUACACAAGCACCGUUUGGGAGUGGAGGAUAUAAUGUCCGGUGGCGCCGACGAUAAGAUCAAAAAAGCCAAAGUGGUCCAUCAGAAGCGUAAACGGUCGCCAUCACCGCAGGCCAAGAGUGGUAAAAGAAAGAGUGGCCGCUCACCGGCAGUUUUUCAGAAGAAGCCCCGUGCCGACGAUGAGGAAUCGGAAGAUAUGACCAAGGAUAUGGAUGAUCCGCAACCGGAAACCAACUUAACCGAGGUAAAAGCAGGUUCGAGCAAUUCUGCUUCCGGACCGGCAACGCCGCAGCCGAAACGGGACCCGGAAAUGAUGCCACUCAAGUAUGCAACCAUGACUGACCUGGACGACGAUAUUGACAGAGCGAAUGCCGAACGUGGCGGUGGGGAUGACAGUCAAGCUGGCAAAACUAGCGAUAACAGCAAUACUCAAGAGUUCCCCCACGGAAAAGAUGAUCUGGAAGAUAAUGUCACGGAACAAACGCACCAUAUAAUAGUUCCGUCGUAUUCCGCAUGGUUUGAUUACAAUUCUAUCCACGUGGUAGAAAAACGCGCUCUGCCGGAAUUCUUUAACGGAAAAAACAAAUCCAAAACCCCGGAAAUCUUUCUUGCUUAUCGUAAUUUCAUGAUCGAUACCUACCGUUUGAAUCCGACGGAGUAUUUAACCAGCACUGCUUGUCGUCGCAAUUUGGCCGGUGAUGUUUGCGCUAUAAUGCGAGUGCAUGCUUUUCUCGAGCAAUGGGGUCUGAUAAACUAUCAGAUCGACGCGGAAUCCCGUCCCACUCCAAUGGGUCCUCCACCGACAUCACACUUCCACGUGUUGAGCGAUACCCCAUCGGGACUGCAGCCGCUGAAUCCUCCGAAAACAGCGCAACCAUCGGCAGCGAAGAAUUUGCUCGAUUUGGACAAAAAGAUCGACAAGAAAGAAGACUCCCCAGCCGGCGCUGGAAGUGGUCUAGUGCCCGGUGGACCGUUAUCCGGUCUGGGCACUGAUCCCAUUAAAUCCGAACCGGGAACGGUUGGGUCCGAUCCGAGCGGUCAAUUUGGUCUUCGGUUGGAUCAGUAUGCUAAAAAACCGUCGGCUAUGCGACAUAAAACGGCCGCUAGUAUGUCUCGUGAUUGGACGGACCAGGAAACUUUGCUACUCCUGGAAGGGUUGGAAAUGUAUAAGGAUGAUUGGAAUAAGGUUUGCGAACACGUCGGUUCCCGCACGCAGGAUGAAUGUAUACUGCAUUUCCUUCGACUGCCAAUCGAGGAUCCUUACCUGGAAGAUGAUAACACCUAUUUGGGACCACUUUCGUAUCAACCGAUUCCUUUCAGCAAAGCGGGCAAUCCUAUUAUGUCGACUGUAGCAUUUUUGGCAUCGGUUGUAGAUCCCAGAAUUGCAGCAAGUGCCGCAAAGGCUGCCAUGGAAGAGUUUGCCGCUAUCAAGGAUGAGGUUCCGGCUUCGAUGAUGGAUGCUCAUUUGAAAAAUGUUGAAAAAACCAGUUUUGGGGGCAAAUUUGAUCCCUAUGCUGGGCUGGCAACUAGCGGCAUAGCCGGUACUGGACCGGAUAAAGAUAAGGAAGAAGACGAUGGCAAAACUGGUGGAAGUUCAGGUGGUACUGCACCGGCCACGCCUGGUUCGGCUGACGUUGAGAUGAAGGACGUGUCCAAGAAGGACGACGGAACAGAUGCGGCGAAAUUAGCCGAAGGAGCCGAUGCUGAUAAGAGCAAGGAGAAAGAUGCAACUUGCACCGAAGUGGCUAAGGAGAAUGGCGAUCCGAAAGUUUUCAACGAAGGCAACCUGCAGGCGGCAGCUGCCGCUGCUCUAGCAGCCGCCGCCGUGAAGGCAAAACACCUUGCUGCCGUGGAAGAACGCAAAAUUAAGAGUCUGGUGGCUUUGCUGGUCGAAACACAAAUGAAAAAGUUGGAGAUUAAGCUGCGGCAUUUCGAAGAGCUUGAAACAACCAUGGAACGCGAGCGAGAGGGAUUGGAGUAUCAAAGGCAACAGCUCAUUCAGGAACGUCAGCAGUUUCAUUUGGAACAGUUGAAGGCCGCUGAAUUUCGGGCACGUCAGCAGGCGCAUCAACGCUUCCAGCUAGAACAAGGCCAGUGGCAGCAACCGCCAGUAGGCGGAUCUCCUGGAGUUCCACCGCCUGGCGUGGUACCACCAGCACAACAGCAACCGCAGGGACUUCCCCAAGGACCGCCAGGGCCAAGCCAGGGAUCGGUUCCCACCCCUGGAUCUAACCCUCCACAGCCGCCCUCAAUGCCAUCUUCCGGUGGACAUCUUGGGGUACCUGUACCGAGCAACAGCAGCACUCCCAGCAGCAACGGACUUAUCUCAGCUCCCCCUACAUCGAUGCCUACCGACGGUUCUACUCCAAAUAGCACAAUGCCCCCAGCAGGGCCUGGCCAGCUAGCCUCUUCGCAGCAUAUCCAGGGUCCACCGGUAUCGCAGCAUCAACAGAUGCCUCCACAUCCGGGACAUCCCGCAGGCGGUCCCAUGCCAGGGGUGCCAGUUUCGCAUCACCAACCGCAGAAUCCACAUCUUUCGCAGCCGCCGCCGCCGCAGCAGCAGCAGCAGCCGCCACAGCAGGCCCCUCUGCCACCCACACAAGGACCACCACCGCCACCGGUCGGCCCAGGAAGCGUUCCGCCCCAGGGCCCUCCCGGGCAAGCGCCAUCCGCUGGCAGCGGUCACAUUCCUCCUUCUACGUAAAUCACUAAUAAUUUCAUUACAUCAGAAUUAUAUAGGCGCAGAAUGGAAGACCGUAUACUAGUGCGGUACUUGUAGGUAAGCUUCGAAACAUUUACAAUAUGACACGCACUAAAAAGUUUCAAAUUUUUGGGUUUAACUAUGUGUUAGAAAUUUUACCUUAUCUAAGCUAAAAAAAAAACUACUGUCGUAUCGACGUUUUCUCAAUUUAGUGGAUGAGAAAUCAUCUUAAGCAGGCGAAAAUGCUGAAAGUUAAAUUAUGUCAUGCAAAAAUAUACAAACCCACUUCGGGUGGCAACUAGUUGGCGGCAAUUGGUUUAGUGUGGAAUCAUCUUCGGAACCGAUAUUUUCGACUACAUUUCACAGAUGACCUAUUUAAACUCAAUAGAUGUAUUUAGUUUUAAAAUCGUACCACAAAUCAUUAAUAUAGUUUUUUUA